AAACAUCGAAUUCUUAAAACGUCAAUCAAGGUGUUUUUGUGGCCUCUUCGCUCCAGGAAUUUCUUCAAAAAUAUGGCUUAUCCGGGCUAUCAAGGCGGAUAUGGGGGCUACGGCGGCCAGCAGCAGCCGGGCUACAACCCAACGCAGGGAGGCUACGGAGCUCCGCCACCCAUGAUGGGGGCGCCUGGCGUGAACCCAGAAACGCAGAGAAUCUUUGCCGUGGUGGAUCGAGACAGAUCCGGAAAGAUCAAUGCCGAGGAGUUGCAACACGCCCUGGUAAACGGACGUGGCCAAAACUUCUCAGACACAGCUUGCCGUCUGAUGAUCGGGAUGUUCGAUCAGGAUCACAGCGGAACGAUUGAUGUCCAGGAGUUCGAUAAGCUCUACACUUACAUUAAUCAGUGGCUGAAUGCCUUCAAGAGCUACGAUCGCGAUGGCUCUGGCCACAUUGACGAGGGCGAGCUGAACUCCGCCUUCCAGCAGAUGGGAUUCCGGUUCUCGCCCAACUUCGUGCAAUUCCUUGUGCACAAGAGCGAUCCGAAGAACCACCGGGAAAUCUCUGUUGACCAGUUCAUAGUGCUUUGCGUGCAGAUUCAGCGCUUCACGGAGGCUUUCAGGCAGCGCGACAACGAGCAGAAGGGCAUUAUUCAGAUAUCCUUUGAGGACUUCAUCUCGGUGGCUCUCAGCUGCUCCACGUAAUCUCAUUCCGAGCUCUGCACACCACCUGACAUUCACAAGGAAAUGCUUUUGAAGUUACGCGCCAAUAAAGAGCCCUUUUGGGCUGUGACCUUGA
This is a messenger RNA of Phlebotomus argentipes, 793 nucleotides long. RefSeq names its product peflin (gene Pef). The transcript is spliced from 3 exons. Gene Ontology annotation, molecular function: calcium ion binding. Gene Ontology annotation, biological process: COPII vesicle coat assembly. The record is from RefSeq and is a predicted model, not a curated record. The coding region runs from base 73 to 699 and encodes 208 amino acids. Lineage: Eukaryota; Metazoa; Arthropoda; Insecta; Diptera; Psychodidae.